AUGCGCCGUUGGGCCCUUCUCACGGGCCUCAGCGUCGAGCAGCUCUACUGGGUUGGCUGCGCCCUCGAACCCAUUCUCAGUCCACUCACCUUCUGGGUCAAGAAGAAGGGGACGCACCCUUCCGACAUCGGACCGCGCCUUUCCAAGCUUGCCGAGCUCCAACUCCUCUCUCCAGGUGGCGUCGUCCAUGCCGCUCUGCAGAGCGUGAACGUAGACCCUGCCGAGUUCUCCCACGGUCCCCUCGCCAAGCCGGGUCUUCUUAACCUCCCAAAGCUCGUCGGCACCCUCCAGUGGGCCACCGCCUUCCAGAAUGAGAAGGAGAAGCGCGAGGAGGAAGGCAAGGUGCCUCGCAUCGUCAUGCAAGCGGUGGGCGUCAGCGACCGUGUGAUGCCCGCUGCUGCUGCGGGAUGCGAGCUCCUCCUGCCGUAUUCCACGAACGUUGCCGCCCUUCACCAUCUUGCCCGCACCUACAUCAGCCUGGCCAACAAGGACAAGAAGUGGGUCUCGAAGAGUGCCGAGGAGAUGUGGUCCGACCUUCAGGGCCACCCACUCCGCCUUGGAAACCACGAGUCGUCCCCAGUCUUCCUCCUCUUUGUCGAAUCUGCGCGCGACCCCGCCCUCACGAAGGACCAGCCGGUCCAUCUGGGCCUCAUCAAGCAGCUUGUUCGCAGCCUCGACCCCUCCGUCGAGGUCCCCUACAUCGACAAGGCCCCAAUGCCAACCGACAUGUGGGAGGUCUUUGACGACCCAGACUUUGCCUGGAACAGGCACCACACCCUCCAGUUCCGCAAAGACUGGGGUAGAGAGUGGGGCCUCGACGACAAGACCACUGGCGCGAGGACCGAUGCCGACGGUGAGGACGCAAGCGACGACUUGGCCGUCCAUGCGCACAAGCCCACCAAGAUCGCCUCUGUUGAGUCGGCGGACUACGAGUGCAUGUAG
This is a messenger RNA of Apiotrichum porosum, 942 nucleotides long. RefSeq lists its product as uncharacterized. The record is from RefSeq and is a predicted model, not a curated record. Lineage: Eukaryota; Fungi; Basidiomycota; Tremellomycetes; Trichosporonales; Trichosporonaceae. Bases 1 to 942 code for a protein of 313 amino acids. The transcript has 3 exons.